Molecule: messenger RNA, 1553 nt
Organism: Arachis ipaensis
Lineage: Eukaryota; Viridiplantae; Streptophyta; Magnoliopsida; Fabales; Fabaceae
Source: RefSeq, a predicted model, not a curated record
GUACGUGAAGCAUCCUAUUAUUUGUGCGAGCGUAGGGACAAUAAUAAUGGGCCCUCUAAUAACUGAGUUUGGAUUUGUUCUGUUACUAAUACUCCCGUGGUUUCCUAGUGUAAUAGCAGAGGAACCAAAACCCGCAAGCCCAGCUUGUGAUUUUCCAGCUAUAUUCAACUUCGGUGAUUCCAAUUCAGACACUGGUUGCAUGUCGUCUGCAUUUUACCCUGCUAUUUUGCCAUAUGGUCAGACUUUCUUCCAUGAUGCUGCUGGCAGAGCUUCUGAUGGACGCCUUAUUAUAGAUUUCAUUGCGGAGAAGCUUGGUUUCCCGUACUUGAGUGCAUACAUAGAUUCAAUUGGAACAAGCUAUAGGCAUGGCGCAAACUUUGGUGCAGGAUCAUCAACCAUUAGGCGACAAAACAGGACCUACUUUGAUGGCGGUUCUCCUUUCACACUCGAAAUCCAAACUGCCCAGUUUGUCCAGUUUAAGGCUCGCACCGCCAAGUUCUUCAACCAAGAGAAGGAAAAUCCUUACACGGUUAACUUUCCGAGGCCAGAGGAGUUCGCCAAAGCCAUCUACACAUUUGAUAUUGGGCAAAAUGAUAUCGCUCUUGGCAUGGGCCACCAAGAUUCCCAAGCACUCAUCUCUGACAUCACCGACUUUUUCCUUCUCUCUGUAUUUUUUUGUGUUUGGCAAACACUAAUUUAAGUGUACCUAUGUUAGAUAUUAUAUGAACAAGGAGCAAGGGUAUUUUGGAUACAUAACACGGGUCCAAUUGGUUGCUUGCCACUGAGCAUGCCUAAGCACAAUGCAAAUAAUAAUACUCCAGUUCAAACUUUUAAAUGGAGUUUACAUUUUUGGCCUAGAAAAGAAAAUACAGUAGAAAACCAAAAAGAAAACGACAUUGCGGUUUCUGGGUCAGUUGAUGAAAACGGGUGUGUCAUAUAUGCAAACAACAUAGCCAAAGAUUUCAAUAGUAAGCUCAAGGAUGGAGUCCUCAAAUUGAGGGCACAGUAUCCAGAUGCAUCUUUAACAUACGUGGACAUGUUCUCUGCUAAGUAUGAGCUCAUCAGCAACUCCAAAAGAGAAGGAUUUGUUGAUCCUUCAGAAAUUUGUUGUGGUUAUCAUGAGGAUGGGUACCAUGUAAAUUGUGGGAACAAAGCAAUGAUUAAAGGUAAAGAAAUUUAUGCUGGUUCUUGUAAAGAUCCGUCAAAGUACAUUAGCUGGGAUGGUGUGCACUACACUGAGGCAGCAAAUCGAUGGAUUGCUAAUCGCAUAUUAAAUGGUUCAUUGUCAGAUCCUCCACUUCCUAUAACACACUCUUGUAAAAGGACUCCAUAGUGGUAUUUGACACCAUUCCCAUAAAUCAAUUGAGCAACUUGAUUAUUCAAUAAUUUAACUCUAUUUAUGUGACUUUCAUCUUAAUAAUCUCAUUUGGUAAAUAAUUAUAUUUUUUUUUCUUUUUGGUGAAGGUAUUUUCUAGUGGAAGAACUAUUGGAAACUAGUGUUUUUGUUCCAGUGAUGCACGAAAAUCGUAAUUCUUUAAAAGUUUUUAAAUUAA